Messenger RNA from Thrips palmi, 1848 nucleotides. Its product is annotated as mucin-5AC-like. The record is from RefSeq and is a predicted model, not a curated record. The annotation marks the transcript as partial. The transcript has 2 exons. NCBI's taxonomy places the organism in Eukaryota, Metazoa, Arthropoda, Insecta, Thysanoptera, Thripidae.
AGGGCCUCUGUUGGCCAGGGCCAAUGGCAGCCGCAGUCGCAGCAGCAGUCGCAGCAGCGGCCCGCGGCCAGCCACGCCAUCAUCGUGUCCAACCCUGACGGCACCGUGUUCCGGGUGCCGCGCCCCAACCCGUCCCCGGGCCCGGCCCCGGCCUUGGUGCCCCCGCCCCUGGCCCCGCGCCGGUUCCCGGCCCCGCCCGCCUUCAACCUCAACGAGUGCUGGUCACAGCGCCCUGACCCCGCCUCCCCGGCCCUUAGGGCCGCCCCCGCCAAGUUCACCUUCAUCCCUUGCGUGACGACGCUGGACUGGACUCCGCCCAGACGCGUCGUCCCACCUCCCCUCUCCCUGCCGCUGCGCCCACCGUCACCACCGUCACCACCCCCUCGGUCGCCGCCCUCCACUCCCCUGGACGCCCUCAACAACAACCUGCCGUCCACGGCCACCACCACCACCACCACCACCACCACUACAACUACCCCCAGCGGCGGCAACAUCAACAACAUCCUCUACAACAACAAUCACAACAACGACCGCAACAACAACAGCAACUACAAUAAUAAUAGUAAUAAUAAUAACAACAUCAACAACAUCAACAACAACAAUAACAACAACGCGACCGCAGCCACGUCGCCGACCUCCGCGAGGACGCCGGCCUCCGCGAAGACAUCAACCUCCGUGAGGACGCCGACCUCCGCGAAGACACCGACCUCCUCGAGGACCCCGGCAUCCGCGAAAACGUCGACUUCCGCGAAGACGCCGACCUCCGCGAAAACGUCGACAUCCGCGAAGACGCCGACCUCCGCGAAGUCGCCGACCUCCGGGAAGUCGCCGACCUCCGGGAAGGCGCCGAACUCCGCGAAAUCGCCGACCUCCGCGAAGUCACCGAACUCCACAAAGGUGGCGACCUCCGGAAAGGCGACGACCUCCGCGAGGACGUCGACUUCCGCGAAGACUCCAGCCUCUGCAAGGACGCCGACCUCCACCAAAACGCCGACCUCUGCGACGACGCCGACCUCCACGACAACGCCGACUUCCGCGUCGACGCCAACCUCCGCGACAACGCCGACCUCCGCGACGACGCCGACCUCCGCGACAACACCGACUUCCGCGACGACGCCGACCUCCGCGGCGGCGAAGCCGUUGCCAGCGGCCGCGGCACCAGCGCGGAAAAGCGUCAAGCGCGGCCUGCGCAGCCUGCUGAGCCCCACGUCGUCCGGCCCCAUGCCGUUCGCAUACACGCGCACCUUCGAGGUGAACGCCGACGUCGACCUGCCGUUCAACGACAACUACCUCUGGGGCGCCAACAACAACGGCGCGGAGUCGGAGUACGUCCUGACGGUGCACGGCUGGAAGCCGCGCGGGCAGCAGCCGCAGGGCGCCGUGGUGCUAAGCCCCGGUGAGUACCCGUACAGGUUCCCGUCGCGCUCACACCGCAACAGCGACGCCAACGAGGACUCGCUGGCGCGGCCGCUGUUGACGCGCACGCGCUCCGGCAGCGCGGGCAGCACGGACCCGUCGCCCACGGCCACGACCCCGCCCACCAACACCAUGAACACCAUGACGGCGGUGACGGCCUCCAUCGCGCCGCCGCCCGCCGCGCAGCGCAUCGGGCACCGGCGCCUCAACUCCACGUCCAGCUCGCGCACCGACUGGCAGCUGCUCAGCGGCGUCAACCCGUUCGGCGGCCCCGUCAGCCCCAUGAACCCCAUGGGGCCCUGGGACUGCACUUCCCAGACGCGGCCCCUGCUCGUCCUGGUCAAAGGGAACAGCCCCAGCCACGCCAUGGGGCCAGGCAUGCCGGCUGGCAUAGCUCACCCCGGCCCCGUCGGCUACCAGUGCUACCCUUGA